Messenger RNA from Plasmodium gonderi, 4326 nucleotides. RefSeq lists its product as hypothetical. NCBI's taxonomy places the organism in Eukaryota, Apicomplexa, Aconoidasida, Haemosporida, Plasmodiidae. Bases 1 to 4326 code for a protein of 1441 amino acids. The record is from RefSeq and is a predicted model, not a curated record. The transcript has a single exon. Gene Ontology annotation, molecular function: metal ion binding.
AUGAGCAUCGGUGUACCAGUAACAAAAUCAUUUAAUAAACUGAAGAAGUAUCCAUUUGAGAUAAACAAAUUUGAUAGACGAGAAACAAACGAAUAUUUUUAUUUGCCUGUUGAUUGUCCACGCAUGAAAAAAUGUGAUGAUGCAUAUUGCCCAUUAGCACACACAAAAUUGGAAAAAAUAUUUCAUCCUAUAGUAUACAAAACACAAGCAUGUCAAAUGGCUAAAGAUGGAGCUUGUGAUUAUUUUCAGAAAUGUGCAUUUUACCAUGAUUCAAAUGAUAAAAAUGAAGCGCAUUUAAAUUGGACUAUUUGGGAAAAAAAGUGGGAUAAGUGGAGGAACAAUAUUGACACUAUAUUAACACAGCAUAACAAAAAUGAUAAAGAAAUAAGAAGAAAGGUAGAGAGUAUACUGAAAAUACGUAUGCCUCACGUUAACUAUAAUUCAAAUAAAAACAACCUGUUUUUGAAUAAGAACAUAUCGUUUCAUUCUACUUGGCCCAAUUUUAGUGCACCCACUUGUAACAGUAGCGUCUGUAGCGGUCAGAACACUGGCUUGAGUAGUGGUAGUCUGGGUAGUAACAACAAAAUGAACAACUUGAAUAACCUUCUUUGUAAUUCUAUGAGUGCAUCGAUAACCCACUGCCCCACAACUAUUUUUAACAAUGCGUGGAACAGUAAACCUAUGAACAGUGGUAAAAAAGGAUUGAAAAUCGGGAGUGAUAAUAAGAAAAAUAAUAACAACUGCAGUAGUAGAAACAUCAAUAGUAAUAGUAUUAGCAAUAACAAUGACAAUAUCAACAUUAGCAAUAACAAUAGCAGUAACACCUCAAGCUGGAUAAAUGAGCUAAAUGAUCUGGGAACCUUGAAUUAUGACAAAACAGUACACGUGAACACAAAUUUUAUGAACAAAAAUAACGCAUACUAUGAUGAGACAUUGAGCUACAAUAGCAAUGCAACAGAAUGUGGUAUGAAUUUCGAUAUGUUAGACAACAAUGCGUAUAAGGUUGUCGAAUUUUGCUUUACUGAUUAUGAAAAUAAUAGGAAUAAAAGUGGUUGGAGUGACAAUUCUGAUAUUUUGAAUAUUCAAUCAAUAAAUUCUUUCUUAUCACAUGGUUCGAAGGUUCAGGAUGAAGACAUGAAAAGUUCAUUAAACAUUAGCAGCAAUAAGGAUGUUGAGAUGGGUGGAUGUAUCAUGAAUCCAUUUAUGGAAGGAGGCACGAGGGAUAUAAUCUGCAGCAAUACCAAGUGUACUGAAAGUUUUGAUGAUUCACAAUUGGAGAAUCCUUUUCUGCAGGAGCUGCUUUACAACAGAACCUGCGAAUAUUUUCCAACCAUGACUGAUAUUCCAAAUAGAGAAGACACUUCAAAUUUGUGCAAAAAAGCAAAUACGCUGCCAGCAGAUAUUAAGGAUGAUAUGAUAAUAAGGGACACGAGGAACAGGGCCGAUAGUACCUUCGAUUUAAUGAGUUCAAAAUAUUUUUCAAACAAUUCAAACAAUACAUCUAUAUUUGAGAAUUAUGCAAAUUUAUCAACUAUAUUUGAUGUAAGCGAUAGUAACAACAACAGCAACAAUGAUAGUAGCAACAAUGCUAACGGCAACAAUGCUAACGGCAACAAUGCUAACGGCAACAAUGAUAACAGAAACAGUGAUAACAGAAACAGUGAUAACAACAACAGCAAGAGCAAAAAUAAUAAUAACAAGCUAAGCAAUUUUUCAAGUAUAUCAAAUUGUAACACCUUUGAUCACCUAAGUUUUGAUGAUAUAGACAAGAAAGGCGUUACUGUUACGGUUACUGAUUUUCUGAUUCCAAAUGAAAAUGUGGAAGAGAGGAAUGAUUCUAAGGUUAAUAAUGAGCAUGCAGAUGUGGGUAGCAGUGUGAUUCAAUUUGCUCAUGAUGAAUGUAGUGUGGAUGUGAAAGUUGUGAAUGAAGUGUCAAGUGAGAGUAUCGCUCAUGAUGUAGCAAUUUCGAAUCAGAUGAAUGAGAAGAACGAAAAACACGAGAUUAAGGGUGUGAAUGAGACAAACAUUAUGAAAGAUGAAAAGGAAUCAAAACCCCACGAUGUAACAAAUAUUGGAAAUAGCACCACCUUAGGAGUGAAUCCGAAGAAAGGUGCCAAUAAAACGUCUAAGAAAAAUAAAAACAAGAAGAGUGGGGCAAAUUCUGCAGCCAACAGUGGUAGUAAUAGCUAUGCCACUAUGGCCAUUGCAAACAGCAACAGUGGGAAUAAUCAUACGGUGGUCGGAUGCAAUAAUAAUGCAGUGAGCGGAUGCAAUAACCAGAGGACCAGCACAUUUAGUGAAAUCCUCUGUUCAGGCAAUGUUGAACUGAAGAACGAAGUUAACGAGAAAAAGAAAAACAGCAAAAAGGAAAAUAAAAUGAAUAAAAAUUGUAACAAUGAAAAAGAGCAAGAUGACAACAAAAAUGGAAAUAACAAAAUUUUUAGUUCAACGGAUAAAAAUGAUGAGAAUUUGAAAUGUAUUGAGAAUGCAUGUGUAGAGAAAGAGAAAAGAGAAAAAAAAAACACGAAAGGGAAGAAUACAGAAAGUCAAGGCACAAAAAAGGGUAAUAACACAUCUAACACAAACAAAAAUGGAAGUAAGAACUCGAAAAGGAAUUCUGCUGAGAGUGGCAAUAAUGGAGGAGAGUCAAAGAACAAAAAGUACAGCGAAAGUGACAAUUUCGAACGAGGUUACCACGAAAAUGAACAAAAGAAUAAAACAAAAAGUGAGAACUCCCAAUCUGGUAAGAAGCACAGUGAUGUCGGUGUGCACAGUGUUCAGAAUGAUAAUAUCGUCAAGGAGGAGGACAGCAGAAAUGGAAAAGAAGAAAGUAAAAGCGGCAGUGGUGGUACUGGUACUGGUAGCGGUAGUGCCAUCGGCAAUUGCAAUGGUGGAAAAGAAAAAAUCAGCUUGAACCAGAACACAAGCCAAGUAAGCAAAAGUGUAAAUGCAAAUGAGAAAAAUAAAAACAGCCCAAUGAGCGCAAGGGAUAUUGUUAUCAAAGGGAACCAAAAUUGCAGUGUUAAAAAUUCCACGAAUCACGUGAAAGGGAGUAAUAAUGAUGGCAGAAAUGGUAGUUGUAGUAGUAGUGGCCCAAAUAAAGUCUUUAGUUGGACUAAUAUUAAGAAUGAUAAAGAGAAGGAAAAAAAAAAUAAUGAGGACAUAACAUUUAACAGUGUAAAUAAUAAGCACAAUAAAAGCAACAACAGUAGCAUUCAUAGGGUUGUUACCUCGAAUAAGAUUAACAUUACAAGAAAAUCAACCACAGAAUCAAGUUUAAAUAAUGAGCAGCACAUGGAUGAUAUGAAAGAGGUAGAGAAUAAUAAUAAUUUGGAGCAAAUUAAUUAUACAAAUUGUGAAGAAAAUAAUACACAGGAAAAGGAAUCGAAUGAAUAUAACAUUUCUAAUAAAGAAUUUAUUCAACCUAAGGACAACAUAUUUUGUAAUUAUACAAGAAAUAGCAUGGAUAGUGUCAUAAAUAAUUUCAUGAAUCCAGACAAUAAAUCAGUAUCAUUUGAAAAUGUUAGUAAUAAAGGAGGGAAUAUAAUAUUCGAUAAGAAAAGUAAUACUUCAAAGCUUAUUUCGAAGGAAGGAAUAAAUUCAAGUACGAGUAUGCAGGGGAUGGUUCAAGAAAUGCACAAUAAACUGAAGAGUAGUGAGAAUAUCAAUGAGGAUAGAAAUGAGAAUAGAAAUGAGAAUAGCAUUUUUAACACGAACAAGGAAAAUAGUUUCAUAGAAAGAAAUGUGUCGAACAACACGUACGAAAAUUUUUUUUUAAGGGAUGUGUCAUUUAACCCACUGAAAAGUAACAGUUUUGUGGAGUCUAGUAAAUCUUUUGAAUACAACCCAUAUGAGAACGAAACAAAUGAAUCAUUGGAUUAUACAAAUAACCUGUUGAAUAUAUUUCUCUCAUGCAAUAGCAUUAAUGAAAAUUUUGAACCCACAAAUGAUUAUGCAAAGGAACAUCUUAACGAAUAUAAGGAUAAUAUGAACCCAAUUAAUAAUAUGGAACAGAGUAUGACAAAUAUAUAUGAUCUGUUUAAUUCGUCUUCGAAUAAUUUCAACCCUUUUGGAAAUUACAACUUUUUAGGGCCUUCAUGUUUACAAUGCAAGCAUUACAAAAAUGAAAUUAAAAAUUUAUUAGUUCAAAUUAGGAUUUUACGGGAGGAACUUUUCAAAUACAAGCAGAUAAUCAUUGGGUCUGGAAUAAAUGAAAAUAAUAAGAAUAAAAUUAAUUCUUAUAGUUACAAUUGGACUAGCACCAAAGGUUGUAGUGGCAUUUAUGAAAACAAAAAUUUAGUGUCCUCUAUAGAGGCAAAUGAUUAA